AGCAAAAUACGGACAUAAUGAAAUAUGCUAAUCCUAUAGCCCAUGUGGAUAAUAUAAAAGCAUCGUCACAUGCUAUCGGAUGGUAUCUGCCUCAAGGCCCCACACAUGGACGAGACGAGGUGUUCAUAUCCAGAAUGGCAACGAAAGUGUUUUUCAACCUGCCCAGCUGGCAACAUCGGACAAGGAAAAGGGGGUUUUCGGCAUUACGGAACAACACACAGUCCAGACAAAUUGGUAUACUUUCGAAGAUCGACCCCUAUCCUUGGCAUCCUUUAUCGAUGUUUUUAUGAACAGGGUACCAGUUGUGCGUGAACCAGGAUUUCUUACUCCGGAAGAACGUAGGAAGAUGCUCGAAGUGGUCAGAACGCACAGGGAAUACGAUACCGAGAAUACGUGGCCACGCGUUAGAGUGGCAGGCAUUACACAAUACGAUCACAUCAAAGAUAAAAAUCUUUACGUCAAGAGUGUGGAGGAGGCUCGUUUACUGCAGCGUCGCUGGAAGAAUGAAGCCGGUGUUGAUAUUAUCCAACACAUUGCCGAAAAGUUGCGGCAAACCACCAACAUGAAAGUGGAAGUGGCACGAGGAGACGAUGAGUAUUUCGCGGGGGUGCUACGCGCAGUCGACCGUGGCAUUGGAGUCCAUGCCGAUUAUGCACCUUAUGUAAGUUUAAACUGGCACCGGUGAUCUC
Pseudomassariella vexata is the source of this 689-nucleotide messenger RNA. RefSeq lists its product as uncharacterized. Bases 80 to 685 code for a protein of 201 amino acids. The transcript is spliced from 3 exons. NCBI's taxonomy places the organism in Eukaryota, Fungi, Ascomycota, Sordariomycetes, Amphisphaeriales, Pseudomassariaceae. The record is from RefSeq and is a predicted model, not a curated record.